GAUGUUUGCAGCCGGAGAGCAGGGCUGCUGGAGACUUACUGUGAGCUACUAGCACACGGGUGGAAGACAGCUUUUGCAAUACUCRGUUCCCAUGUGCCGAAAGUCAUCUGUCUUCUGAGUCAACACUCCCGGCCUGGUCAACACCCUGAUCAGGGCUCUGGUGAACAAGCUGUAGCACCUCUUCUGCCUGUGAGCGGUUUGUCACCUCAUUCUGUAAGACUGGCACCAGCAGAGAUGCAGUCACAGAGGAUCCCGGGGAGAAAGCGAGGCCGACCCCCACUCCACUCCACACCUGUGAAGAUGGCCGUCCACAACCUUUAUUCUGCUUCCGCUGGCUCCUUACCAGCCAUGAAGAUGCCCAAGAAAAGGGGGCGGAAGCCUGGGUACAAGCUCAAGUCUCGGGUGCUCAUGACUCCUUUAGCCCUCUCACCUCCGAGGAGUACUCCGGAGCCAGACCUCAGCUCGAUCCCUCAGGACGCAGCCACCAUACCCAGCUUGGCAGCCCCACAGGCUCUCACAGUCUGCCUCUACAUCAACAAGCAAGCCAACGCGGGGCCCUACCUGGAGAGGAGGAAGGUGCAGCAACUUCCUGAGCGCUUCGGCCCCGAGAAGCCAUCCGCGGUCCUGCAGCAGGCCAUCCAGGCGUGCAUCGACUGCGCCCACCAGCAGAAACUGGUCUUCUCCCUGGUCAAGCAGGGCUAUGGUGGUGAGCUGGUGUCAGUCUCGGCUUCCUUCGAUGGGAAGCAGCACCUGCGGAGUCUGCCUGUGGUCAACAGCGUGGGCUACGUCCUGCGCUUCCUGGCCAAGCUGUGCCGCAGCCUCCUGUGUGACGACCUCUUCAGCCACCAGCCCUUCCCUGGGACCCCCAGUGCCUCCGAGAAGGCCCAGGAGCGAGAGGAAGGGCGGAUGGAGUCAGCCAAAACGGUCCCCACCGAAGAGUGCCUGGUGAGCCCCGUGGCCAUGAACCGCUACAGUAUGGACCCCUCCACCUCCUCCUUUGGCCACAGGGGCUCCUUGCCCACCCCCUCCUCACUCUACUGCAAGAGGCUGAACUCUGGAGAUGGCCACCUUGGGGGAGGCCCUGCCACCAUCACCAGUGGUCCCCAUUCCAAUCCUGUGUCCUCUGGAGGCUCCACAGCACCUGGACUGAGGCCCCCAGCCUCCAGCCCCAAGAGAAAUGGGACCUCUCUUGAAGGAAACAGAUGUGCCUCGAGCCCUUCUCCGGAUGCCCAGGAUGCCAGACGGCCCAGGAGCAGAAACCCCUCCACCUGGACCGUGGAGGAUGUGGUCUGGUUUGUGAGAGACGCCGACCCGCAGGCUCUGGGGCCUCACGUGGAGCUCUUCCGAAAGCAUGAGAUUGAUGGCAAUGCCCUAUUGUUGCUGAAGAGUGACAUGAUCAUGAAGUACCUAGGCCUGAAGCUGGGACCCGCGCUGAAACUCUGCUACCACAUUGACAAGCUGAAACAAGCCAAGUUCUGA
This is a messenger RNA of Urocitellus parryii (Arctic ground squirrel), 1479 nucleotides long. RefSeq names its product Scm polycomb group protein like 4 (gene Scml4). Gene Ontology annotation, cellular component: nucleus. Gene Ontology annotation, biological process: negative regulation of DNA-templated transcription. Gene Ontology annotation, molecular function: histone binding; chromatin binding. Lineage: Eukaryota; Metazoa; Chordata; Mammalia; Rodentia; Sciuridae. The record is from RefSeq and is a predicted model, not a curated record.